This is a messenger RNA of Paramacrobiotus metropolitanus, 1475 nucleotides long. RefSeq lists its product as uncharacterized. NCBI's taxonomy places the organism in Eukaryota, Metazoa, Tardigrada, Eutardigrada, Parachela, Macrobiotidae. The transcript is spliced from 3 exons. Bases 481 to 1281 code for a protein of 266 amino acids. The record is from RefSeq and is a predicted model, not a curated record.
CUCAUCGGCUGCGUGCCAAGAAAUGUCGACAAAGUAACGGAGUCAUCCAAAACCACAACAGCAUGUUAAAGCUCGAUCAGAACCAUCGGAUCGAGAAAUCUCGCUUUUAACGCUUAUCAAGUGCACUGCCCGAAAAGUUCUCCCACGGGUUUUCACACGAUACAGAAUACUCACUUCGAUUUCAUGGUCAUUUUUUAUGAAUGACGUGACUGGCGUCAGAUAAUUUGGGAGCAAGAACCAACGCCUCAAAACUUCUUUGCCAUUCCCGCCACUCGCCCUUCCAGAAUUCAGCGAUUUAAGGCUUCCUUUGAAGUAAAUAUAGGAAUCCCAGCGAGGGAGGAUAGUUUGCCGCCUGGAGCUGCGAGCCAUUCGCCAUUAUCUUCAUUUGGCCUUGGUUGAAGCUUGAGGUGUUCCGUGCAUCAUCGUAUCAAUUUUUAAUGAUAGCAUCUUCGAUUGAAUUCUAAUCACUUUGAAUCAGCCAUGGCUUCGUAUCCGGUUGCUAACCCUGGUGGACCUACCGUGACCACUCCAUUGACAGGAACACAUAUCACGAUGGAUCGGCAGGUUGUAACCACAACAGUGACAGAAACCAGAGUGCGGGGACGAAGAGUCCGACUUUUUCUAACUGGAUUCCUGCAGUUAAUUUUUGGUGGAUUUUCCCUCAUUCCCGUCCUGCUGCUGGCACAAAAUCCUGUGACCAUAGCAGCGUGUGCUUGGCUGGCUUUUUCAGGGAUGGUUGGAUGUAUCGGAGCCUGUCUGUCAUCCAAUAAAAGCUCUACAUCGGUGAAGUACGAUGCAGCCACCCGAACUCAAAAAAUAAUGACUGUGCCACCCAUAUUUCCAAAGUUCUACAUGGGAAUGAUGGUCGUUGGGUUUCUGUUAGCUGUUGCCUCCGCCAUUCAGGGGAUCGUUUUGAUCGCUACGCAUCCUUGGUGGUACGUUAAUUUUGUUUUGGGACCGCUUGCGACGGGCAUUGGAGUGUUCUUCGCAUUGAACCAAAUGAUCAUGAUCUGCUGCGUAUCUCCCAUGGUGCAGUCGCAUACUUCUUCUGCGGAACAAGUGCAUGUGCAGCCGGUUGCGGUCACCGUUGCGCCGCCUUCAACGACAUAUGGGGCCGGGGCAUACCAGGCCGGAGCCAUUCCUUAUCAAGCAGGACCGUCUGCGCCAAGCUCCAGUUUAUAUCCAUAUAUUGACGAACCGGUCAAGGAAGACCCUCCGUCGUAUUCUGAAGCUACGCGUUUCGAUCACCCUCAGAAAACGCCUACCGCACCCGAAUUUUGACAUCUUCGCAUACAGCAGCACACGUGGACAUUUUUACUGCACCGUUGGAUCAUGUUUUCAAGUUUUUUUACUUAUUGUGGUCUUGCAAUUUAAAUGUUGCUGUACACUUGCAGAUUAAAAUUCUAAUUGUCUAACGAUAAAAAUAGGUUCUGUUGUAGGUUUCAUGGGUGCAUUAUUAAAUGCAAACAAACGUG